Molecule: messenger RNA, 2544 nt
Organism: Cercospora beticola
Lineage: Eukaryota; Fungi; Ascomycota; Dothideomycetes; Mycosphaerellales; Mycosphaerellaceae
Product: sodium:neurotransmitter symporter family protein
Biological process (GO): sodium ion transmembrane transport
Cellular component (GO): plasma membrane
Source: RefSeq, a predicted model, not a curated record
CGUGUCUUUACUUCCCUGUUUCUUCUGGAAUUCGAUCUUAUAUUCGAUAGAUCCAUCUAGCCGGACAUUGAAGGCCCUACAGACGAGAAGACUACCCACAUAUCACGAGACAAGCCAUGUAUGGAUCCGUACGUUCGUGAUACGGUUUACAUACUCAACAUCGAGUGGCAUCCUUGAGAGCCACCCGAUAGUCUCAUCGCAGACAAGAACGAUCAAUCUACCAACAAGAGAAGGCCAAAAGGACCUUCACCAUCAAGACCGACACAAAAGACCACAGCAAAAAUGCCUCUCCCAUCCUUCCUCAAGAAGGUCGUCGACACCAUCGCCCCACCGCCCAGCAAAUCCUCCGAUGGCCGCGACCAAUGGCCCUCCCGCGCCGCCUUCCUCCUCGCCGCCAUGGGCGGCUGUGCCGGCCAAGGAAACCUCCUCCGCUACCCUUCCGUCGUCUACAACAACUACGGCCUCCAAUGGUUCAUCCCCUAUCUCCUCGCCGUCUUCCUCAUCGCCAUCCCAGCCUUAAUCCUCGAAGUCUCCAUCGGCCAGGCCUACCGCGGCGGCAGCAUGAUUGCUUUCAAUGGCAUCAAUCGCCGACUCCGAGGUGUAGGAAUCGGACCUGUCUUUGUCAGUUUCGUGGUCGUGCAGUAUUUCACUGUAAAUCUGGCCUGGAUCAUGAGUUAUUUCAGGCAUUCGUUCACGAGUCCUUUGCCUUGGGAGGGGAGGAUUAAUGAGUUUUAUGAUGAUGAUGUUGUGGCGAAUCCGACGCCGCCUGCUGGAAGUUUGACGCCUGGUGGAGGCAGCGUGGCGAGCUAUACACAGUACAAUGAUGUUGCACUGAUUGGGGAGACGGUCGGGUGGUCCGUGUUCAUCUGGUUUAUCAUGUGGCUGUCCAUCGUCAGAGGAGUGGGAUUGACUGGCCGUGUGGUGUAUUUCAGCAUGGGGAUUCCGAUUGUCACGACUAUUAUCUUUGUGGGACGAUCUGUGAGUCUGGAGAAUGCUGGAGAGGGAAUUCGACUUCUUUGGGCGACGUGGAGAGGCGAUCAAUUGAAAUCUGGAACUGUCUGGCAGACUGCUGUGGGUCAGGUCUUUUUCAGUACAGGAAUCGGCUUCGGAUACUUCACUUCGUACGCAUCGUACAAUCAGAAGUAUUCGAAUGCGGUCAUGGAUUCGUUGUUGAUCUGCGGAAGCAAUGUCCUGUUUGAGAACUUUGCAGCUUUUGCGGUAUUUGGAGUUGUCGGGUUUCUUCGACUUUGGCCUCAGGAUGGCGAGAGACUGGGAGCUUUCGUUGUUGGAUUCUACACACUUCCGGAAGCUGUAUUGCAGAUGCCUGGAGCUAACUUCUGGGCAUUCCUCCUCUUCUUUACCUUGAUCGUCCUCGGAUACAGCUCUGCAUUCGUGAUGCUGGACGUGGUCGCGACCAUGAUUUGCGAUGCGAACACCAAAGUUUCACGACCUUGGGUGGUCACGGGUCUGACUAUCUUCUCGUUCUUGCUCUGCUUGCCUUACUGCACGCAAUUCGGCUACUACCUCCUGGACGGCGUCGACAGAUGGGUCAACAAUGUUGCUCUGAUCUUUGUGGUCUUUGCUGAAGUUGUCGGCUCUACCACCAUCUACCGCUGGACGGAUGUGGUCGAGCAGACUGGACUUCCGUCGUUCAUCACCUACAACUUGGCGUACUUUGGAGGUCUUCUUAUUGGUAUUACCGUUGCACAUGGCACUGGCUCGCCGCCGAUUGGUGUAGGUGCUGGUUUUGGGUUCUUCAUCGUCUGCGCAGUAGUUGCAGUUCUCAUCGCCAGGACACCAAGUAUACGUGCAGCGAGGUUUUGGGGCAAUAAUGCUUUCACUAGCAAAUUGUGGUAUCUUGCAUUCUACUCGGGCAACCAACUGCGUCGAGAUCUCAAUCUCAUCGUCGGUCGUGGCAAGAACUGGAGAAUUCCGGUGUUCUGGCCGAUCCUGCUUCGAUACAUCAGCGGUCCGGUCCUUGCAAUCAUCUUCAGCUUUGCAUUCCCAGAAUUCCACACUCUGCGCUAUGAUCCAAUGAUGAUCACGGGUUUCAUCUUGUCCAUGAUCGGCCUGUCAGCAAUCGUGUUCGGCUGUGUCUUCCCGAGAUAUUACGGCAAGCUGCUUCCUCCAGAGAGACGUGAUGAUUCGCUGAAAGCCACGAUCGCGCAAGAGCCUGGCUUUACGGAAGAGGAAGUACUGGAUACGGUUGUCGAGCCAUCUUCUGAUGUCGAAAAGUCGGAUGGAGAGACUGGCUCGGAACCCAAGGGGAAUUGAAAGGAUUCGAAGCACGUUCUAUAAUCCAUUAUCGAUAUUGGCGUGAGCCCACUUCUUGCAUUUCACUGAUUGCCGACAUCUGUCGUACUGGACAUGAGGUGAACAAGAGGCUUCACUCACACUAUCAUGCAACUCUUGAGCCACUGUAGAGACAGCAGAACCAGCAGUUGGGGUCUGUGUGCAGUGUGAUGUGUAAUGCGCGAUACAAAAGCGUGUAUCGUAUGGAGAACGAUAACUACAAGAAGUAAGCGAUGAUCCUUCCAGUGCACG